Spirometra erinaceieuropaei is the source of this 551-nucleotide messenger RNA. Lineage: Eukaryota; Metazoa; Platyhelminthes; Cestoda; Diphyllobothriidea; Diphyllobothriidae. The record is from the annotation of a GenBank genome assembly.
AUGACCUUUUUGCAAAUCUACAACCUCGCCACAAUGAUAGUAUCAUCGACCUGCCUCCUGCACAACAUCACUUCCUCGCCAGUGCCCUUACUACCAGUUUUACUCAUUCAUAGUCUGUCCUGGUCCAACAUCUCCAUAUCGAACGCAAAUUGGGCACCACCGAGACUCACAUAACGUCCCCCACCACCACCACCACCACCACCACCACCACCACCACCACCACCACCACCACCACCACCACCACCACCACCACCACCACCACCACCACCACCACCACCACUGCCGCCGCCGCCGCCGCCACCACCACCACCAUUGAAGUGUCAACUUCAUCCUAUUCUGACCAUGCAUUCGAGGCACAUAUCAGUCUGGCAGUUCUUCCUCGAAUUCAUUGUGAUAAGAAUGGACAACUGGCUUCUGUAUCUCAUAUGUUCAUUACCAACACUUCAGUCGCAUAUUCGGCUGCAGCACAUACCUACUGUAAGGUUGCAAUACUGAUUAUCCUGCCGAAAAAUCCUGAGAUACUGCAGCCCCAUCGGAAUGCCGGCUUUUGA